AUGACUACCGUACCUAGCCAGCGCGCUUCGCUGCUCGCCUCCCUCCGCACGGGUGGCGUCCGCAGUGUGUCGAGCCAAGUGCCGAGCACUGCUCCGCUGCUGUCACCCUCUGCCUCGCACUUCCCGCGUUCAUCGACGGUCGACUCCUUCUCGCAAAUCCAGAUGCAGGAGGCCGAGAUCCUCGCGGAUCAGUUCGUGCAGAUGCAGCUUGCCCAACACCCUCAGACUGCCGCUCCCAAUGCGAGCGUUAACGCUAUGCAUCUGCAACAGCAAAUGAUGUAUGGCAUGUCGGGGUACACACAGGAGGAAAUACUUCUUGCUCAAAUGCAGAGGCAGCAGCAGGUUCAGCUUGAGCUUGUGCGCCUUCAGCUUCUGCAGCACCAGGCUCAGGCCCAAGCUCAGCUCCUUGCUAUGCACGCCCAACAGCAACAGGCCGAAACCACCCGUCAGUCCCAGCACACCACGUCGUUUGACAGCCUUCGCUCUGCUGCGUCGUCCGCUGCAGCACGUCGUGCCUCUCGUGGCGCUCUCGAUGCGGUAGAGCCAAUGACGGCGGUCCUGUCCGGUCGUUUCGGAACGCGCCUCAACCCGCAGGCAAGCACGUUCCGCAGCGCCAGCAUCGCCGAGGAGACGCUCGGCACCAGCACGCCUUUGACUGCAGGCUUUGUUGUGCCCAGCACCGCUAAGGAGCCUGGACACAUUUCCCCGCCUCGCAAGUCUGACGUUGCGACGUCUUGGCGCCGUGGGAGCAGCGCUUCCCCCGCACCUGCACGGAAGACGCCUUCUCCCCCUACUGUCGUUGUCUCCCGUCCAGAUGAAUAUCCUGUCACGCCGGGGCUUACGACCGGUAGCAGCACCAAGUCCGGCCGUCGUCCAUCCCCACUGCAGCUCAUCGGGUCGCACUCCCCAAAGAGCGUGACCAGCGUAAUGGCGUCGAGCGAUGAAGAGGGCGUUGACUCGAUCAUGGAUGCCUCUCCGCCCGCGCUGUCUAACUCCCCGACCUCGUCGUCGCCAACGUCGGUUUCGCCGACGUCUGUACAUCACCCAGCCACGGCCAUCCCCGUCCCCGUGGAAGCUGCCAAGCGCCUGUACGAGGGCCUUGGUAUGGGACGCCCACACGUGCGAAGCGCUUCUGUCUCUGGUGCUCCCUCGGGAACACACACGCCGGUGGCGUCUAUUCUGCGUCAGCCGCGUGGCCCGCCCUCCGGCGCGGAUGAGCUCGGUUUGCGUAACUUUGCGAGCCGUGUGAGGAGGCGUGCCGUCUCCGGUUUGGAGGUGCUCAAGAGCGCCCGCGAGCGCGUGCCUGGUGAGGAGGUGCUCGUGUACUAA
This is a messenger RNA of Dacryopinax primogenitus, 1329 nucleotides long. RefSeq lists its product as uncharacterized. The transcript has 2 exons. The coding region runs from base 1 to 1329 and encodes 442 amino acids. The record is from RefSeq and is a predicted model, not a curated record. NCBI's taxonomy places the organism in Eukaryota, Fungi, Basidiomycota, Dacrymycetes, Dacrymycetales, Dacrymycetaceae.